Molecule: messenger RNA, 2571 nt
Organism: Pangasianodon hypophthalmus (striped catfish)
Lineage: Eukaryota; Metazoa; Chordata; Actinopteri; Siluriformes; Pangasiidae
Gene: eno2
Product: enolase 2
Exons: 12
Coding region: 205-1509 (434 amino acids)
Biological process (GO): glycolytic process
Cellular component (GO): phosphopyruvate hydratase complex
Molecular function (GO): phosphopyruvate hydratase activity; magnesium ion binding
Source: RefSeq, a predicted model, not a curated record
UCAAUAGCUUCCUCUGACUCAUCUUUUCAUCCCCUCCCUAUUGUAUCACACGUUGUCUCUCCUUUCUGUGUUUUCCUCUUCUCUGCUCUCUCUCUUUCACCCAUUGGCUCAUUCUCUCUCUAUCCAUUUUUUUUCUCAGCCUGUCUCUUUGCUUAGGGUUUUCCGGCUUGCCUUUGGUGAGGUUACAAACGCACAGACGGCAGGAUGUCCAUUGUAAGCAUCAUUGCCAGGGAGAUCCUGGACUCUCGGGGAAACCCCACAGUAGAGGUGGACCUGAGGACUGAAAAAGGAUUGUUCAGGGCUGCUGUGCCUAGUGGAGCAUCUACUGGCAUUUAUGAAGCUCUAGAACUCAGAGAUGGAGACAAGAGUCGCUUCAAGGGCAAAGGUGUGCUCAAAGCUGUUGGCCACAUCAAUGACACUCUUGGACCUGCCCUCAUUGAAUCUGGGAUCAGCGUGAUGGAACAGGAGAAACUGGACAACAUGAUGAUCGAGAUGGAUGGCACAGAGAAUAAAUCUCAAUUUGGUGCCAAUGCCAUUCUGGGGGUGUCCCUGGCUAUUUGCAAAGCUGGAGCAGCAGAAAAAGAAAUUCCCCUGUAUCGCCAUAUUGCUGACCUGGCUGGAAACACAGAACUAGUGUUGCCAGUUCCUGCCUUUAAUGUGAUAAACGGUGGAUCCCAUGCUGGAAAUAAGCUGGCCAUGCAGGAGUUCAUGGUGCUUCCUGUUGGGGCAGAGUCAUUUCGUGAUGCUUUGCGUGUUGGGGCUGAGCUCUAUCAGACUCUGAGGGGAGUGAUCAAGGAGAAGUACGGACAGGAUGCCACUAAUGUGGGUGAUGAAGGAGGUUUUGCCCCAAAUAUCCUUGAGAAUAGUGAAGCACUUGAAUUGAUUAAGACUGCCAUAGACAAAGCAGGUUUCACAGACAAGGUUGUGAUUGGGAUGGACGUAGCUGCUUCUGAGUUCUACCGUGAUGGGAAGUAUGAUCUUGACUUCAAAUCGCCUCCAGAUCCUGAAAGAAACAUCACUAGUGAGAAGCUCCUAGAGAUCUACCAGAGUUUUGUCAAUGAUUUUCCAGUGGUAUCUAUUGAGGACCCCUUUGAUCAGGAUGACUGGGCAGCAUGGACUCGGAUGACUGGUUCUGUGGGGAUCCAGAUAGUGGGUGACGACUUAACGGUGACAAAUCCAAAGAGGAUAGAGAAAGCAGCAGAGGAACGUGCUUGCAACUGCCUGCUUCUGAAGGUCAACCAAAUCGGCACAGUCACAGAGGCCAUCCAUGCGUGUAAGCUGGCCCAGGCCAAUGGCUGGGGUGUGAUGGUCAGUCAUCGCUCUGGAGAGACAGAGGACACAUUCAUUGCAGAUCUGGUAGUUGGGCUCUGCACUGGACAGAUCAAGACUGGAGCUCCAUGUAGAUCUGAGCGUCUGGCCAAAUACAAUCAGUUGAUGAGGAUUGAGGAAGAGUUGGGCGAUCAAGCCCGAUUUGCUGGCCACAACUUCAGAAAUCCCAGUGCUCUGUGAGAUGUCCUGUGGCUACAAAGACCACACAACAACCACCACCAGACAAUAUGCACUGACUAAGACAGAUAUAGUACAGAUAAAACAACAGACCGAAAAGACAUCAUGAACAGACACCUAAGGAUUAUUUGCACUGAACACCUACUGACAACACUUCAUAUUUGACAGAAGCCCAUGCACUGAACCAAGGGGACAACAUGCACUUAAAUUGGACUGACCACAAACAACUGAGCUAACAAUAUGCAUGGCAGAACCAAUACAGACAAGUUUACGCACAAGACAUGUCUGACAAGAUAGACAGCUAAGUAGUAGGUACAGGAUGUAGGACAGACAUACACUGACAAAAUGAUUAGAAACAAUGGAGAGAGAUGGAGUAAAAGGGAGAAAACUAUGUAUUAAUAUGUAUAGAGUAAAAUAUUCAAAUUUAUCUUGGUGCAUCAAUUUAGUGGAUAUUGGUUAUAAUAACAGAAUUAUUUACCGGGUUGAGUGUGCUUUAAGGAAUAGUUUUCUUUAUAGUUUGGGUAUUGCCUUGUCUGAAGUGUAGUAAACUGCAGUUGAAAAGGGAAUGAUUCUUGACUUAAAAUAUGAAGAUGGACAGAAGCUGUAGGUGCAUGUAGAGAAAGAAAUCAAGAAAGGGAAGAGCAUGAAAUAAAAACAAAACAAAACACCCAAAACAAAACAGACCACACUCUCUUGCAAAGAGAUGGACCAUCAGCUUACACAGAUAAACACACACACACACACACAUACACACAAGCUCACAUUUGUGUGGACGUCUCUCAGUGUCUCAGUCUUUCACUUUACUCCCUUCAUCUCUCUCUGCUGUCCCCUUUAUCAUCCACCUCCUGCAUUCCCUAAUCCUUUACUUUCUUGUUGUUUCAUUGUCACUGUCCUCCUUUCCUUCUGCCUUUGCUAUUGUUGCAGACUUGGUCCACCAUGCUUGAAUUUCUUCUCUAUUUCUCUAUAUGUGGAAUCACUGUGGUCAAAGUAAAGAAGAAAAGGAGGGAAUAAAUAACAUGCUUGCCAUUAAAUAAUGUUAUGGAUUAAAAUUAUAAUUUACUCCCA